Meira miltonrushii is the source of this 1956-nucleotide messenger RNA. RefSeq lists its product as uncharacterized. NCBI's taxonomy places the organism in Eukaryota, Fungi, Basidiomycota, Exobasidiomycetes, Exobasidiales, Brachybasidiaceae. The coding region runs from base 1 to 1956 and encodes 651 amino acids. The record is from RefSeq and is a predicted model, not a curated record. The transcript has 4 exons.
AUGUGUAUGCAGAAACUCGCGAGCCCCGAGACCAAUUACAAUCGAAAUGAUGCUAUGAAUAGCUUCAGCAUCCGUCUGCCAUUGAACGUACAGACCUUAUCGACUACUACAAUAUACGAUGUUCAGCUUGUAUGCACAGAGCGACCAGGACCAAAGAGAUCUGUAGAUGCAGUCAGCGUCCGACGCAGACUGCAUAUGUUUGGCCAAGAUCCAUUCUCACCGCCAAGGACGACAGAAUAUAUGCAUCCUUACACCUUAAGAGACAUUAAAAACAGAGCUGUACAGCAGGUUUACGAGCGUAAAGGAAGAAAUAUUCACGGAUCAAUAGUAUCAGAAGUAGCCAGUCCUGAAUCAUCCGCUCUUACAAUGCCGGAACAAGAACCAGAACAAGUGAAGAGAAAGGGAGGAGGACAUGAAGUACUAAUCAAAGAGCCAAAACGAAAGAGCACAGAAGCAGUAAGGAAAUGGUUUGCACGUAAAAGGGAAGAAAGAAAAAGAGGUGACAAGAAAGCUAUAGAAUUUUUUGCAAAAAGGAAUAGGUAUAACAACAAGAAAGUCAGAGAAAAAAUUGCUAGAAUUCAACAAGGCACUGCUACACCUUUAGAACAAGAGCAAUACAAAAAUUUUCGAAAUAAACAAAAACAAUGGAAAGAUAAUAAUCGAGAAAAGAGGAAUGCAUAUUUGAGAAACAGGCCUUCAAUUGGCGUUAGUAUUCGGAAAAAGAAACGACUUCCUGAUACGCAGUCGCUGCCUAAUCAAACAACAAAUCCACCACAAGUUUCUGCGGGAUCGAUAGAGCAACAGCCAGUAGUAGCUGCACCAGAAACUUCAACAAUAGCAAAGACGUCCGCUGCGACUCCAUCAAAACGAAAGAAAAAGCCUUUCGACCUCAAUUUAAAACCACCGAGUAAGAAAAAGAGUACAGAAGCCGUGAAAGCAUUCUAUAACCGCAAAAAAGAAGCCAGACAAAGAGGUGAUCCAAAAGCGAUUGAAUUUUUCAAAAAUGAAAGCUUAAGAAGAUCAAAUAGAGAGAAACGGAAAAGAGAAAAAGUUUUCUCCGGUGAAGCUACGCAGGCGGAAGAAGAGGUGUAUCAACAAAUACUGGCUAGAAAUAGAAAGUACAAGCAUGAUAAUCUGCUGCAGAUGAUUUUUCUCAUUCUUCCUUUUGAAUCAAGGAUAUUCGUGAAUGCAGUCAGCGUCCGACGCAGACUGCGCAUGUUCGGCCAAGAUCCAUUUUCACCUCCAAAGACGACAGAGUAUAUGCAUCCUUACACCUUAAGAGACAUUAAAAACAGAUCAGUACAGCAGGUUUACGAGCGUAAAGGUAAAGAGGUUCUUGGAUCAGCUAAAGACUACGUACCUUCAACAAAUAGAGUUCAUAGUCGUAAAAUUGAGAAGGGUGGGAACAAUGACCGAAAGAAUUAUAUCCACGCGAAAACGGCAGAAAGCGAAAGUGGUGAUACGCAGUCGCAGUAUACUCUUCGAUCGAAAGCUGCAAAUCAUCUGAAGAAAGUAAGUUGUGUAGAGUACGACGAUGGCGGCUACGAUACCGAUUCAAUAAGAAGACCAAAAGACGGGGACGCCAUCAACAGGAUCCGGAGAGUAUAUAAAGAAUCAUCCGAAAAGGAGCACCGCGAUGCAACUCUGAUAUCGUCCAAAGACCAGCCCCCUAAAAAAUAUCCUAAUAAGUGGUACUGGCAACAAAAAGCAUUACGCAACAGUGGUGACGUUGAAGCAAAGCAGAAUUAUACUCUGCGAAAUAGAAGAGAAUGGCUAGAAAAAAAGGCACGCAGAAAAAAGGUCAUUGAUGGAACAGCAACCGAACAUGAAUUGCAAAAGCACAAAAAUUUCACAAAUACUCGAAAAAAAUACAGUGAAACACAUCGUGAACAGAUUGCCGAGUACAAAAGGAGGUAUCAUAUGAGAAAAAAAGUAAACAGGAGCAAAAAGGAGUAA